Dreissena polymorpha is the source of this 1149-nucleotide messenger RNA. RefSeq lists its product as uncharacterized. Bases 1 to 1149 code for a protein of 382 amino acids. The record is from RefSeq and is a predicted model, not a curated record. The transcript is spliced from 6 exons. NCBI's taxonomy places the organism in Eukaryota, Metazoa, Mollusca, Bivalvia, Myida, Dreissenidae.
AUGAAAAGGGUAAUAACAGAAAAUCGUGCUCUCCCGAAGUCUGAUGUCCUCAAUGUUCUGGUGAUGGUAAUCAUUGAAGGACCUGCCAAUGAGGCAAUGGACUUCGGAAGAAUGGUGAAUGCCUGGCAACAGGAGAAGCCUCGGAGAACAGUUCUUCCAAUGACGAUCGACAGCUGUACGAAGAGCAAGUUGGAGAUCACUCUAAACAACGCUUCCUCUUCCGGCAUCGUGUACAUUCAAGGUCAGAGCUCCGUCUGCCGCUACCUCACCUCCAGCGUCGUGUCCGUCCACUCGUUUGACUUCGCCUCAUGUAAUUUGGAAUGGGAGGAGUCGUUCAAGGUGAUAGUGCAGAAGAAUGCCCUCUACCAGACAGGGGCAGACAAGCAGAUCCCGGUUAUGUGUGUGGCCGAUCUCGGGGACCUUACUGUCUCGAACAGUAUCAUAGCCACGGACAAGGAUAACGACGCCGGUCAGAAUUUGACGGUCAAGCCCUCCGCGUUCAUGACACUGUACAGGAAUGGCGUCGACAUCAGUGGACAGACAGUAAAACUGACGGACACCAUCACCAUGGUUCUGCAGCUGGAGUCGGAGUACAUCGAGGACUUCGACAUCAAGGCCAAGUACUGCACCGCCGAUAAUAUUGACAUAAUCGUCGACGCAUGCGCCGUUGAUACCGACCUGUUUCCACACAUCUCCCGCAUCCAGCAAGGCGUGCUCCAGGCCUCUUUCGGCGCAUUCCGUACCACCAACCUGAACGGCGGAUCCGUCAGCAUGCCUUUCUCUUGCGUGCUGCAAGUCUGCCUGGGAGCGUGUGCCCCGACGACGUGCACUGACGGUGAGACGAGCUACGGCCGGAAGAAGAGGAACGUUGCUAAGCGACAGACACCGGAAGACAGCGGAAUAGACAACAUCAGCGUCGGGUCCGCUCUCUCAAUCACCACAGAGGAGGUCAUCGUCGAAGCCUCACCGGAAGACGGCAACAUGUGCAUGGCUCAGGCAACCUUCGUCGUCAUCGUUUCCACUAUGGUCGCUGGUGUCGUCGCCUCCGCCGUCUCCGCCGUCGUCAUGUGGCGGAAGUUGCAGGGAAAGUCCAGCAUUCUGCGCAAGCUCAGCAGUGGAACGCAAAUGACCGGCGUGUCGAAGUCAUGA